Athalia rosae (coleseed sawfly) is the source of this 1388-nucleotide messenger RNA. RefSeq lists its product as uncharacterized. NCBI's taxonomy places the organism in Eukaryota, Metazoa, Arthropoda, Insecta, Hymenoptera, Athaliidae. The transcript is spliced from 4 exons. The coding region runs from base 776 to 1273 and encodes 165 amino acids. The record is from RefSeq and is a predicted model, not a curated record.
AUGCUGCUAACAGCGGAGUAAAUUUAUCCUUGUUUAAUUUAAAGUCGGUCACGAGACAUGCGCACCCUGGAUAGUAAAUUCUUUCAACUCUUUCCACCCCGCAACGACUCAUAGUUUGCAUUUCACCACUUCGGUACGCAUUUCAAUUUGAUGCGCUUCAUACACAUAAGAAUAUUGAGAAAAAAACAUACAUAAAUUAAAAAUCGUAGCGAAUCCGAUUAAGCUCUUCUCAUCGAUCAUCGAACGAUCGCAAACGCAUUCGCUCGUCGAUUGGGAUGACUGCAAAUCGAAGGGAUACAGUUUUUUAAUAAUAAUAAUAAUAAUAAGCGCGUUUUAUGCAUUUCGAAUUCAGAAGCGAUAUCGAUCGAAGCGUUUUAAUAAGGGGUUGUUUCUCGACGGUGUCGAUAAGCAGCAACCUUGAGACUGUUUUUUGCGUGUCGCUAGUUCAAAUCGGCGACGCCGAGCGCCGGUACCCUUAGCAACGUCCGACCCACGUCAUCGUCUUGAGACUUCAACGCCAGUGCGACGAAAUCACCCGGAACGAAUGAAAAAAAAAUUAAUCACAAUAAGAAUGUACGUCGACGACGUCCUAACGGUACGGCGAACGCGAACGUCGCCUGGUCACCUCCCCGCGAUCAUGUACGUCCGAAUAAUUCAUCCCGAUAAAUUUAAAUCGCGUCGCUCGAGUUUGAUCAGAAUUUGAAAAUCUCGGGAUAGCCCGUCCCUCCUACCGAUAAAAUACAUCGACCACUGAUAAUUGGUAACGCCCGCAAACAUGCUGUUGUGUCGUCUGAUCGGCAACAAGCCAUUCCUCUAUACUUUACUGCAGGAUGACCAACGCCCCACGGAAGGGGUGGCAUGGGCUUCUGAGGGUCGAAAUGUCAGUACUGAAUUUUCAAACGCGAACGCAGCACGUCCCUUUUACCUUCGACUACAAGAACCACUUAGUAUCACGAGAACGCCGGACAAGCAAACGUUGCUUCUGACCAGAAACGAUCUGGUGGGAGGUAAAGAUUUUAUCGGUAAUAAUUCGGAGGAUAGGUUCGUCAGACUGGAAGAUAAACUGAAAAAAUACUAUACUUCCUCGAGCAGCUCUCACGACUUCGUGAAAAGAGACACGCGUAGUAACGGCGAGGUCAGGAGCGACCAAUCGAAUUAUCCGCGAAUCGCUCAUGAAUACCUACGAAAGCAAUUCUACGAAUUGUGCAGGGAAAAGGUACGCCAACUACAGUCGAGAUUAUUUCAAUAUUUUCUUUCACUCUUAACACGCUAGACACGCUCUGUGCCGUUAGUUUCUACUUUCCCGUACCGGCAUACCGUGAGUCGUUUUCGAAAGGUCUCAAACAACGCGGGCCCCGAUUUCCCCCCCUAACUAUUGAGACGUAAAA